GCGGGCGGAGGAGGGAGCGGUGGCGGCGGCGGCGGCGGCAUUGUGCGCGCACCAGCAGCCCGGCCCGGGAGGAGCAGGACGCGCCGGGGCCGCCUCCUCCCGCACGGACCCAUGAACCAGCCGGGCGGCGCGGCGGCUCCGCAGGCUGACGGAGCCAGUGCAGCUGGAAGGAAAAGCACUGCGAGCAGGGAGCGCUUGAAGCGCAGCCAGAAGAGCACCAAGGUGGAGGGCUCAGAGCCAGCGUCAGCCGAGGCCUCGCUGAGUGCCGAGCAGGGAACGAUGACGGAGGUGAAGGUUAAGACAGAGCUGCCGGACGACUACAUCCAGGAGGUGAUCUGGCAGGGCGAGGCCAAGGAGGAGAAGAAGGCGGUCGGCAAGGAUGGGACCAGCGACGUGCCCGCCGAGAUCUGCGUGGUGAUCGGCGGCGUCCGCAACCAGCAGACCCUUGAUGGAAAAGCGCCCGAAGGCAGCCCCCACGGUGGAUCUGUGCGAAGCCGGUAUUCAGGGACCUGGAUUUUUGACCAAGCAUUGAGAUAUGCAUCUGGGUCUUACGAAUGUGGAAUCUGUGGCAAGAAGUACAAAUAUUACAACUGCUUCCAGACCCACGUGCGGGCACACCGAGACACCGAAGCCACCUCAGGGGAGGGAGCCUCCCAAAGCAACAAUUUCAGGUACACAUGUGACAUCUGCGGGAAGAAGUACAAAUACUACAGCUGUUUCCAGGAGCAUCGAGACCUACAUGCAGUGGACGUGUUUAGUGUGGAAGGGGCCCCCGAGAACCGGGCAGACCCCUUCGACCAAGGUGUUGUGGCCAGUGACGAGGUGAAGGAGGAGCCCCCGGAACCAUUCCAGAAAAUCGGGCCAAUGAACAAUAUUACAUCAGACAUUUUUAAGAAGAAAGAAGUUAGGCAGUGCCAAAAGAGAGAAACUGGCAAUUACACCUGUGAAUUCUGUGGGAAACAGUACAAGUACUAUACUCCCUACCAGGAGCAUGUGGCCUUACAUGCCCCCAUCAGUACUGCCCCCGGGUGGGAGCCGCCGGAUGAUCCAGACACGGGCUCUGAGUGUUCACAUCCAGAGGUCUCCCCAUCUCCACGCUUCGUGGCAGCGAAGACCCAGACGAACCAGUCGGGGAAAAAAGCGCCGGCCUCCGUGGUCCGAUGUGCGACCCUCUUACACCGCACGCCUCCAGCCACCCAAACCCAGACGUUCCGCACUCCAAAUUCGGGAUCUCCAGCGAGCAAGGCGACCGCAGCAGAAAGCGCUUUCAGUCGGAGAGUAGAAGGCAAAGCACAAAACCACUUUGAAGAGACGAACAGCAGUUCGCAGAACUCCAGCGAAACUGCAAGUCCCCUGAUUUCCAACCCUUUCCCUCUCCUACAGAAACCCUACACCUGCGGCGCCUGUGGGAUCCAGUUCCAGUUCUACAACAACCUGUUGGAGCACAUGCAAUCCCACGCAGCUGACAAUGAGAACAACAUCGCCUCCAACCAGUCCCGGUCACCACCUGCCGUUGUAGAAGAGAAGUGGAAACCUCAGGCCCAGAGGAACAGCGCUAAUAACACCACCACCAGUGGUUUAACACCCAACAGCAUGAUCCCUGAGAAGGAGCGGCAGAACAUCGCAGAGCGGCUGUUGAGGGUCAUGUGUGCCGACCUGGGCGCACUCAGCGUGGUCAGCGGGAAGGAGUUCCUGAAGUUGGCCCAGACCUUAGUAGACAGUGGUGCCCGCUACGGGGCCUUCUCAGUCACUGAAAUCCUGGGCAACUUCAACACACUGGCACUGAAGCACCUGCCACGGAUGUACAACCAGGUGAAGGUGAAAGUGACCUGUGCCCUGGGUAGCAAUGCCUGCCUAGGCAUCGGUGUGACCUGCCACUCCCAGAGUGUUGGCCCUGACUCCUGCUACAUCCUCACGGCCUACCAGGCUGAGGGUAACCAUAUCAAGAGCUAUGUGCUGGGUGUGAAGGGUGCGGACAUUCGUGACAGUGGUGACCUCGUGCACCACUGGGUGCAGAACGUGCUGUCAGAGUUCGUGAUGUCAGAGAUCAGGACAGUGUAUGUGACGGAUUGCCGGGUGAGCACGUCCGCCUUCUCCAAGGCCGGCAUGUGCCUUCGCUGCUCGGCCUGUGCCUUGAACUCGGUGGUGCAGAGUGUGCUGAGCAAGCGGACGCUACAGGCCCGCAGCAUGCACGAGGUCAUCGAGCUGCUCAACGUGUGCGAGGACCUGGCGGGCUCCACAGGCCUGGCCAAGGAGACCUUCGGGUCACUGGAGGAGACGUCGCCACCGCCCUGCUGGAACUCGGUGACGGACUCACUGUUGCUGGUGCAUGAGCGCUACGAGCAGAUCUGCGAGUUCUACAGCCGGGCCAAGAAGAUGAACCUCAUCCAGAGCCUCAACAAGCACCUGCUCAGCAACCUGGCGGCCAUCCUGACGCCGGUGAAGCAGGCGGUCAUCGAGCUGAGCAACGAGAGCCAACCCACCCUGCAGCUGGUGCUGCCCACCUACGUCAGGCUGGAGAAGCUGUUCACAGCCAAGGCCAAUGACGCGGGCACCGUCAGCAAGCUCUGCCACCUCUUCCUGGAGGCGCUCAAGGAGAACUUCAAGGUGCACCCGGCCCACAAGGUGGCCAUGAUCCUGGACCCGCAGCAGAAGCUGCGGCCCGUGCCGCCCUACCAGCACGAGGAGAUCAUCGGCAAGGUCUGCGAGCUCAUCAACGAGGUGAAGGAGUCCUGGGCUGAGGAGGCCGACUUUGAGCCCGCCGCCAAGAAGCCCCGUUCUGCCGCGGGCGAGAACCCCACAGCUCAGGAAGACGAUCGGCUGGGCAAAAAUGAAGUGUACGAUUACCUGCAGGAGCCCCUCUUCCAGGCUACCCCUGAUCUCUUCCAGUACUGGUCAUGCGUUACCCAAAAGCACACAAAACUCGCCAAGCUCGCCUUCUGGCUCCUGGCGGUUCCGGCCGUGGGCGCCAGAAGCGGGUGUGUAAAUAUGUGUGAACAAGCACUUCUAAUCAAACGGAGGCGGCUGCUCAGUCCAGAAGAUAUGAAUAAACUCAUGUUUCUGAAAUCCAACAUGCUUUAAGACUUCGGGGAAAAAAAGAAGAUAACAUUAGAAAGAAACCACACAACACUGUCACAAACAAAAGGAAUUUAAGUUCUAAACACUGUGGACCUCAUUAUAAAUGCCCCCUGGAAACUUAAGUGCUUUUUUCCAUAUGUGUGUGUGUGUGCGUGUGAAUACAUGUGCUGUGGUUGUGAGGGUGUUGGGGGGUCUCUGUGCUCCUCUGCAGGGCCAGAGAAACUUCGCACACACAUGCACACACACACACACACCACCCUGGUGCAUGUACACGCCUGUUCUUGGACGGGUGUGCAUUGAACUGGGCGUGUCAGGAAAGCUGAGCAAUUGGGAAAGAGGGAGAUGCUUCACCUCCUUUUCUCAGUAUGGGGGCUUUAGAAGACUCCGUUUUCAGGUGUGCAGAUUGGUAGAAAGCUGAUGUUGUGAAAUGUUCAGGCAGCUGAGAUCUGAAGUGACUUGACGCUCUCUGUCCUUCACCCCGGUCCCCCUUUUCCCUCCUUAACCCUCCCCCCGCCCUCCCACCCUCCUGACCCCAUCGUGCACCCCCUACCCCCUCAGCUGCUCUGCUGUGGACUCCCCCGCUGCAUCAGAUGGACGGUGUCUGCACUGGACUUUGUUUCUCGUUCACCUUCAGGGCAUUGAGCUGCUGCCUUCGUGAUACCCCUUGGGUGUCCCGGGCAGCCGCCUUAGAAACACACCUAUCUAUCUCCCCAAAUCAGGAAAGGAGACUUUAAGAGUAUAAAGCUGACAUUUUGCUUUUUAAUAUAAGAGAGGAGAAAAAGACAUUUUUCAGAGAAGUAUAGAUACUGUCUCCACUCCCUGAUAAUUUCUCUCCCUAACAUUUUAGCAGUUUUUACCUUGUUUGGGGGUUGAUUUUGUUUCUUCAAAUUUGAUUUAGACUCUGCUAGAAGGCACUGAAUGUCUGUAACUUAUGUUUUGGAGUUUGGGUUUUCUGCUUGCCCCUUUCCUUCCUCAAGUCACACUGUAAACUAGCUCAUCUCAGUGGUAUACUCAGUGUCCUACGGUCUUUCUUGGCCUUCCCUGUACAGUUUGGUUUUCACGUAUUUGAACAGCCAGGACCAGGUUCUUGGUUGUGCUAUUUGGAGACCAGGGGUUGGGGAGGAGUUGCGGGUUCCACAGCUGUGGGGUUUGGUGGCCGUAGGGGAAGCAGUGGUUCAGGAGUUCUGAAUGUAAGCACCAGAGCUGCCCUCUUGGUCCGCCGUGCAUGGUACCCAUUGUGCGUCACUACUCAUCACUUCCCCAACCCUGGCGGUCCACCGGGACUCCAAAGUCGACCCAUAGUCACAUCCACCCUCCCCACCCCCAGACCUGCCACAGCCUCGCCUCCCUUCCCAGGACCCCGGGGCUUCCGGGAGUUCUGCUGCCCACAGCCCUCGGGGUCACCACUCACACCUGUGACUUCCUUCCAGGACGGCGGUGAGCAUGGUGCCUUGUGGCCCAUACAGUUGAUGUUCCGAGGGUGGGAUGGCGUUCAGCCAUGUUCGACUCAAUGCUGUGAAAGAUGUCUUCAGGCUUUUCUCUCCUGUUCUUCCAGCCGUGAGCAAAUUCGGUUCUACACACACAGUUCAGAUGCCAAGGGUGACACCCCAUUCCCUUCACAAGAGGUGGUUCUGUCACAGAUCACCCCCACUGCACCUCUCAGUGAAUAAAGUGUUGGUGGUCACACUCCCCCAGUGACCCUUAGCAUGGGAUGGGGUGGUUACACUAGGGCUUCAGGCUGAGAAUGGCCAUCAUGUUGGGAGGCUGUUCGCAAAGGCACCUUCUAUCACCCUGGGGUUGGCGAGGUCCACUCCACCCCUUCCCAGUAAUAAAGCAUUACUCAACUGUGAGAUACCUCGACUACAGAAAGCACUGUACCGCAGCCCUCUCCCCCUGGGUCCGUGAUGGGAGCAGGGAGGAAAGUUGAUUGCAAACCUCAAGAAUGCUUAGGACCAUGGACUUGGAACAGUGGUGUUUGGAAGCCAAGCCUGCACACUUUGCCUCAUGAGAACUCACCUGCUCUCCCCUCGAGUCUUGGACACACUGAAAUCAAAGUGGAUCAAAGUGGACCAUUUCCACUUUUGUUCCAGCAAGCCAUGGUCUCAGGAACUACCGUGCCAUUUCCACUCCUGGAGAAGUUCUAGGUGUUUCCUCCCCAAUGUUUCUACCUGGGGGGCCGGGCCCACCAUCAGAGAAGAGGUUUCGUCCACCCUGGAGCAGGAAGGGAGAGAAAUCCAGACAGGAACCUCAUGUCACUCCCUAGGGAGUAUGGAAAGAAACAUCAGUAGACUACUCAGUUGGGCCUUUGGAGGCAUUCUGGAACGUGGCUUCAGUGUCACUGAUGAUUGACAGAUGCCUACAGCAAAAGGUCCCUCUAGCCUUGCUUGACUACUGGGGAAGGGACAGUGGCCUGGCAAUGUGAGAGCAGAGCCUUGGAACCCAUCCUCCCUCUACUUGGAGCAAAGUUGUGCUGGUGGUGCCCCAUUAUUGGGCCAGUUGAUUAGAAAAUAGGCAUUUCACUUUCCUGCAAAGCCAUCAGACUAAGCCCAGUGUGCAUUUAGGGCACUCAGCAUUCUCCUCUUUGAAGCAUGGGACGUCUGCCCUCCAGGAAGAGAAUUGAUCACAGAUUGUACCUCCCUUUCCGUUCUUUUCCACCUCAAUUCAGUACUUAGGGGUUGGCUUGCCUCUGCAGGUUUGCUUUGAAUGCCACUAGGUACUCAGAAAGCUGUCCUCUGGGGCUGCCUUGUCUAGUUAGAUAACAAGGUAGCAGGUGAUCAUUGCUCUCUUGCAACCUCUGGUUCCCUCCGGAAACUGGUGUCACCAACAGGAAAGGCUGUACCAAGGUGCCCUCUCAGUCUGCCUUCUCAGACUGUUCUCAGAGUGCAAAUCCUGCUGCAACUAGCAGCUUCAUAAAACCCAAAGAUCUCACAGGCCCCGCCACUGGCCCACUUGUCUCCAGCAAUAUCCACCUCACCUAAUUCUAGUUCAGCCAAAGGAUCGAGACAGGCUCUUCCAGUUCAUCUCCCGGUGUCCGGCCUGACCUUCACUUCUGGAAGGAUUUUGUCAUCUGCCUCCCCAUUCUGGGGCCACUGUAGGCCUUUCCAUCAUAGGCCUUUGGGGGAACUGGGACCAGGAAGUUGAGCCAUUUCUACCAUAUUCUCAGCAGCCCAAGGUGGUAGCCUGCUGAUUUGGACACAACUCGCCUCAAGCCCUGUGGUCCCCAGAACAGAAAUGGCCUUUGUUUUGACAUAACGUGGACCCAAGAGGAGAGGUGGAGGAAAUACAUAAAACACCUCCACCUGGCAAGUUUUUUGUCCUCAUCGGAGGUCAGUUUGCAUCACCAACAAAGCCCAAGCCAAGAACCACAACACUGUGGGUGGUUCCUCGGAGUGGACUAGCCCAAGGAAUCUCAGGUCCACCAGGAGCAGUGGUGCCAUUGGGCCCCGGGUGGAUGCCCUUGUUCUGGCCCAGUUCUCCGCUUCCCAAUGCCCGGCUCAGCCAGCCAAGCCUCCCUCUAAUGGCAUUUAGUAACCAGGAAGCAAAACGGAUGCCACCUGGGUGAAACUGCCUGCACUUCAUCUCCGGGGGCUCGCUGCACAGAGGCCACCUGCCACAUCACCCGUGAGCAAGCUUUGCCACCCUCCUGCUUGGUGGUGUCACACUUGACAUCUGGGGAUUGGGUUUUGGCUGGAAAAGGGUACCAGGGUUUCCUGGCAAGGACAGGAGGGCAGUGCAGCGACACAGAUGAGAAGCCGUAAGUCUCCAGGAUUUGAGGAAGCCACCAGGUGUGUAGGCUGACAAGAGUCUUCUCUUUCUGUCUGACCCUUUAUCUCCUGCACUUUCAAAGAACACCAGAGAAAAAUCCUAUAAGGCGUGUUUCCACUGUGAAGCUGAACCUCUGCCUUUAGGAGUCCCCUAGUUUUGAGCAAGGCCCCUUGCUUCCCCUUGAACUUGAGCUGGACUCCUUGAAGAGUGGGCACCUGGAGAGGUGUCAGGGAUACUGCUCAUGCUCUCUGGGGGGCCUCAGGGUCGUCGGGAAGCUUUGAAAUGAAGAUGAGAAGUGGUUGGAGCAGGCUGUGGGAUGGCUCCAUUGGGGUCACUCCCCUCAUCUUGUCAUCACAAUGGAUGUGCUGGAAGAGGAGGCAUCCCAGUGAGCCGACCUAGUCCAUAGCUUUGCCCUCGCCUUGGGAACAGUGGCAAUGCCUCCAUCUCUGGGAUGCAUCUUAAGGAGGGCUCCUAACAAGGCCUAUGAUUUAGAUAGAACCGAGAGACUAAGUAAGGUCCAGCCAUCCCCUGGGGCCAGUAGGUGGGAGCUCCUGUCCCCACCAGUCCUGCUGUAGCCCCUGUGUCCAGCUGGGCCAGUGGGAGAACUGGGUAGGAGGCUGCCCUCUCUUCACUGUGGCUAAUGUUUGCUAGGCCAGUUAUGGUGAACCAAUGAUACAGUGUUUUCCCUCUUAUGUUUCCCUCCUAGUUCCGCCUUUUCAGGGUUUUCUGGGGGAUUUUGUCAUGGUAGUUGUUUUUCUUCCUCUCUCUUUUGGGUUUGAGGAUUGUGGUUGGGGGAGCCCUGGCUUUCCCCAAAGGAGCCCGGUGGUUUCUGUGGAAGAGGCGCCCAAUCCCACUUUAACGAGGGUGAAGAUUGUCAGGUCACUGUUUGACGUAUUCAUGCCCCCUCACCCCCACCACCACGGGUGUCGCUUUAAAGAGUCAGCUCUUGUACAGAGAAGGAUUUGCUAGGUUUGCAGUUGGGCAUUAGCAUCACCACUCGCGAGGGCCGUGCCCAACCAUGCAUCCUGUGGGGCACCUUGACUCUUCAAACCAAAAUUCCUUAAAGGGGCACAGCCCAGCCUUGUCCGCAACCUCAGGGGCCUGGGAUUCCUGUGACGCUUCCUGAAUUCCAGGUUGGCACAGAUGAUGAGGUCUGAGACCAGCCAGAAGGAGGGGCUCUUCCCACAACCCAGGUGCCAGCGGGUCUCCGCCUAGGACCUUCCCUCCCACCCAGCCGGGGUGGGCGGCAUCCCACGUGGUGAAACGAGCUCGUGGACUGACCCAGGCUGAGCCUCGCCAGCCAGGAGAGAGCGAGGGCCGCACGGGGGGCUGGCCCAGGCAGCUCUUCCAGGGCCAUUCAGAUCCCAAGCAUCAGGAAAUCAUUUUGUACAACCACCCGAAGCAGAGAUAUUUUUUAAAAACGCGUAAAUUAUUUUCAGUUGUUUUCUGAUCCUGCCUUUUUCUUUUCCCCACCACUUUUCACAUCAGUGAUUUGUUCACAUCAGGUAAAUCUUGAGAAAGCCUUGGUGCCCUCCUCCCCACCCCCACUCUAACCACGUGUGUACAUCACCCCCGUCCUUUCUCAGUAGUUAAGACGUUCUAGGCAAUACCAUAGACACAUCUGACUGUGUCUCUCUCUUCGAGUGCAAGAAACUCAAAUCAUCUUAAAAAAAAAAAAAAAAAUUUACAAAAAAACAAACACACAAAAAAAUAUCUUUUUUAGGCCAGAGUUUUCUACAGGUAUUAAUGAAUAUUUUUCUUAAUCCUCAUAAGUUUGAUGUGUUUAAUAUUUCUUAAUACCGGUAGCAUUAAUUUAUACUUUUGUAGCAAUACAAUAUUUUUAUAAACAGCCGGUGCUUGGCUCAAGUCUUCACGAGGGGUUUAUGCAGGGCCAUCUUGGGGACCCUGUGUACCAUGUACUGUAUUUAAAAAAAAAAAAGUUACCUAGUGUCACACUUGCUGUGUUAAUUAACAAAAGACGUUGUGUGCGGUCUCCUGUAUCGGUGUGGAUCCAGCAGCUCUCCAAGGAGUCACAUUGCAUGGGGGUUGAGUUGACGGUUCUUGUUGUGAUCUGUAAACCCCCGAGACCAAACUGGAGGGUUUAUUUAGGGUUUUCUGUUUGUCUUUUGGGUUUUUGUUUCAGUUUGUUUUGGUGCCGUUUCUCCAUUUACAGCCAAAUCAGUUUCAUGAUGUUCAAAACUUUUGCUGAUGUCAAAUGGAGGAAAGGAACAGAAAAAAAAAAAAAGAUUUUUACAAAGUAAUAAAAUUUAAAACUCAGCUGUUUAAUGUUGCUGUUUUUACCUGUCUGUUCUUGUCCAAAAGUGGAACAUUCCCAAGGAGAAGAGGAAGCUUCCACUCGGUUCCUUAAGUCGCCAAAAGCCCCAGCCCAGGAUUCAGUACCUCCCUUGCCCCCUGAAUUCUUGCAGCACUAUUUCCCAGUUGGUUGAUGCCAAGGCAAAAAGAUACCUUUUAACGGUUAGAGAGGAUCAGUUGCUUAAAUGAUUUCAUGUCAGUGUUGUAUUUAUGGUUUUACAAUAAAACAACCUUUAGGAAGAUG
Molecule: messenger RNA, 9400 nt
Organism: Sapajus apella (tufted capuchin)
Lineage: Eukaryota; Metazoa; Chordata; Mammalia; Primates; Cebidae
Gene: ZNF618
Product: zinc finger protein 618
Exons: 17
Coding region: 112-3081 (989 amino acids)
Source: RefSeq, a predicted model, not a curated record